This is a messenger RNA of Moneuplotes crassus, 1447 nucleotides long. NCBI's taxonomy places the organism in Eukaryota, Ciliophora, Spirotrichea, Euplotida, Euplotidae. The record is from the annotation of a GenBank genome assembly.
AAUGAAGUUCCCAAAAUGUCAACACAGAGAAUGCUGUGAGGUUUCUGUAUGCUACUUACUGGAGAAUGAAUUGUACCUUUGACAACAUCACCGCCUUACUCAAUAUCCUGAAGACGAUUCAGUUCUUCUUGUUGAUGACUCUACUGUUGAAAUGAACCUAAAAACGAUUGAAACCUGCAGAAAAGAUUUUCUUGCUUUUACUCAAAUGCUGAAUAAAGGAAGCAUCCCUCCAGGUGAAGCUGCUCUUAUUACAAAUGUGGAACAAGAGCUCAUCCAUGUCUUUGAUGAAUUAAGGAAAGUCCAAGAUGCCCACAAGUACUACGAGUUUGGACAUCUAUCUCAAAUGGCUAUGGAUAUUAAAGACGUCCUGGAAAAAGAUCCUCUUUAUGCUAAAUUUUUGAUUGCCAGAGCUUGGAACCAAUCACUUGCAAUUGUCAAGGGUGAAUCUUUGAAGAGUUCUGAGCUUGUUGAAAUGGAACUAAAACUCAAGUACAAUGCUACAUUUGACAAGAUAUCCAAGAAGUCCAGACAAUUAAGACGUGAGUUCAAGCAAAGAUAUCAACAAGAAAUUGAAGAUUUGAAAUCGAAGCUGACAUUGGAGAGGUCAACAGUCGAAAGACUGAAUAAGGAACUAGAAGACCAAAGUGAAAGACACACCGAAGAACUUAAGGCUCCUGAGCAGGAGAAGGAGAACCUUAAGAUUAACUAUGACAACAUUAGACUGGGACUAAUCUCCAAUCUAAACCUCUCCGAGCGCUCUGACCUCAGCCUCCUCUACAAAAUUAUCACUGGGGAAGACAAACAGAUCAGAUCUAAAACUAUACUGCCACUUAACCUUGAUAAUCCCAAGCAUAUGGAAUUUCUAAGAUUCCUGAACAAGAGAAUGUCAAGCAUUCACACACUUAAUCUUCGAUACAUCCCUCUGAACUGCCGAGAAGUCAAGACUUUCCUUUCCACCCAUUUCCCCAACAAAGUGAGUGUGCUCAAUUUUAACUGUUUGUCCUCUCUUAGUAGUUGUGUUCCCUUUUACUUGGAGGAACUGGUGGAAGUGAGUAAGAGAGUCACUGGAUGGUUGUUUAUUUAUAAAUUUGAAGUCUCUCAGGACCAACUCGUCUCCCUCUUCUCUGCUAACAGACAUAAAAUAUGGUUCGGGUUCACCGACUGCAAACUCUCCCUGUCUUCUGUGCCUGAUUUCGAAGGAACCCUCGCUGGAAGUACGAUGAAAGGAUUAAGUUUGACAAGCUGAGGAAGGUCUUCGUAUGGUGACUGGGGCAACAAUGAGUGACAUUUUGAAAACCUCAUUGCUGGGCUUUCGAAAGAGGAGGAUUUUAGGAAGAAUCUGAAGAGGAUUAGAAUGGACUGGUGUGGAAUGGAGGAGAAUGAUGUGGAGAAGAUUUUGGUUGAUCAUGGAUUUGGACAUGUCAAAAUUACUUUUUACUCGAAGUAA